Molecule: messenger RNA, 1332 nt
Organism: Rubroshorea leprosula
Lineage: Eukaryota; Viridiplantae; Streptophyta; Magnoliopsida; Malvales; Dipterocarpaceae
Source: the annotation of a GenBank genome assembly
ACAACAAGAAACCCAACCAAGCCCGACAACACCCUCUAAAAACCGGUGAGAAAGCUUGGUUUUUGCCUUUCUUUUCUUGUUCAAGAACCAGAUUUGGAGCUUAGAAACCUUCUCCCCCUGCAAGAAAUUCCGGAUCUGCUUUGCUCCUUUCUCCCUUCCAUCCGCUGCUCUUGAUGUGGGUGUGAUUUGCUCCGGUUUCUGAUUCCCGAAUUUUCCCCUGCACUUCCCGCCCGCAACUCCCCCAAUCUGCAGCUUCGGGUUGCUUCCUGGAUUUCCUGGUAAGUGACAGCUUAAUCUAAGUCCAAAUUACCGUUAGUUGCUGAAGUUUGUCCGUUAAUUUGCUGCCCCUGUGAUGUCCGAAAUUCUGCAGAAAAAAAGGGAUAAAUUCCGGCAGCCUUUGAACAUGUUUUAAGUUUAAUUCAUGUAGAAAAUUAACUUAUUUUGGCUGCUAUGAUUUUUGGAGAAAGCCCCGUGAUUUGCUAUUGUUUUGCCAAAGUUCAGGUUCUCCCUUUUCUGUCCUUGAAUUUGGAAAUUUUGGUUGGUGAUUGUUCUGUCACCCGAGCACUUGGCUUGAGUUUCCAAUUUUAUGCGAUUGAGGAGUGAAUUUUUUGUGUUAUGUGACUGAAGUAAGUAAAUUAUGGUAACGCCCUCUGAUUUUAAAGCACAUUUUAGCUUGUUUUUGAAGUGGUGGCGAGACUAAACUCGUUUUACACAAGUAUGAUCGAUUUGAAAUGAAAUUAUUAUUCUUUUCAUUGAUUUGAGCAUGCCUUCUUGGAGUUUACUUAGCUGUUCUGAUGAUCUGAAAAUUAUUUGUAAAUUAUGAUUUUCUUGUUAACUUCAGCACAAGUAUGAUCGAUUUGAAAUGAAAUUAUUAUCAUUUUCAUUGAAUUGAGCAUGCCUACUUAGAAUUUACUUAACUACCUUGAUGAACUAAGAAUUUUGUACAUUCUGAUUUUUCUAUUAAAUCCAUGCCCACAUGGAAAUUUUUCAGUUUAUUUCUGAAAUUUGAGAUUUAUUGUGAAUUAUGAUUUUUUUGUAAAUCUUGCCUGGUUUUGUCUUUGAUAUGGUCAUGUUAUUCGUGUGCCCACUAGUGGGAGGUUUAUAAACGCUAGCACAUGUCGACAUGUUACUGAUAGAACCGGUUCGUUUUUGUUCUACUGUUAUCUUGCUAGUGGGAUUAUAUACUAGUAAAUCGUGUGCCUGCCAAUGGGAGGUUUAUAACACUGGCCAUGACCUAUAGAGGAGACGUCUAUUUUACUUCCGUACUAGUACUUGUUUUUCGUGAUUAUACUUGUUGGCAUGCUAUAAGUUUAAUUAAGGGCUAUCCAUAUU